AUGUCAUCUCCAAUUCAUGAUGAUCCUGAAGCUGAUGAUGCUGAAGAUAAUUCUAAAGAUGAUAAUCAUGAAAUUGAAGAAGAAUAUUUUCCCCCUGCAUCAAAACCUAAAGAACGACAUGCAAUAUCAAAUAUGAAAUUUAUGGAUCUUAUACGUGACUUAAAACUAUCGACAAGACAGACGGAGAUGCUCGGUUCUCGACUUAAGCAAUGGAAUUUGGUGGAAAAAGACUUUAAAAUUACGCUGAACCGGGAAAAUAAUAAUCGAAGUACUUUGGAAGAAAUUUUCAAAGUGGAUGAAGAAAAUGAAAAGAAUUUUGCCUCAUAUGUAUCAAAUGAAUGGCGACUUUUCAUUGAUGGUUCGACCACAAUUUUAAAAGCUGUGUUAUUACACAAUGAAAAUAAAGUCCCAUCAGUUCCACUAGCUUACGCAACUGACAUGAAAGAAACCUACGAAAUUUUAGAAAAAAUACUUCGCCUUAUCAAAUACCCUCAACAUGAAUGGCAAAUAGUGAGUGACUUGAAAGUGUUGACAAUUUUAUUUGGUAUGCAAGGUGGGUACACUAAGCACCCUUGCUACCUAUGUGAGUUGGACAGUCGUGCUCCGAAUAGGUAUGCAAAAUCUGAAUGGCCAUCACGUCAAUAUUUCAAAAUCGGUCAAAAAAAUGUCUUGAACCCUCCACUAGUACGACCAGAAAAUGUAAUCUUACCCCCAUUACACCUGAAACUGGGUUAUAUAAAGCAGUUUUUGAAGAAAUUGAAAUGGGACGGCGUAGCAAUUUGUUAUCUCAAAGAAGUUGUAUUUCCCAAAUUGAGUGACGCAAAGUUAAAAGGAGGAAUCCUUAACGGACCUCAGAUUUGAAACCUCAUGCGAGAUGAUGUAUUCCCCACCAAGUUGAAUAAAGUGGAAAAACGUGCAUGGAAAGGUUUUAAGUCAUUAUGUGAGGAUUUCCUGGGAAAUAACAAAAGCUCUAAUUAUGUUGAUGUUGUUCACGAGUUUUUAAAAGCGUACGAGAAAAUGGGGUGCAAUAUGUCUAAAAAGGUCCAUUUCCUGCACUCGCAUUUAAAUUUCUUUCCGGAAAAUUUAGGGAAACUGAGCGAUGAGCAAGGUGAACGUUUUCACCAGGAAAUAGGAACCAUUGAGAACCGUUUCCAAGGGAAGAAUUCCGUCAGCAUGCUUGCUAAUUAUUGCUGGUCAUUGAAGCGAGAAACAAGUGAUGAAUUGUAUAAGCGAAAAAGGUCGAGUAAGCAUUUUUAAUGUAAAGCAAUUUGUUAAUAUGUUUAAAUUAAUACUUGCAAUAAAAGUAAAAUUUUAUUUUAAAGUUGAAAAGAAAAAUUAUUUUAAGUUUUAAGAUGCAACAUUUUAUAGUCAAUUCUUAUUGAUUCUUUUAAUUUAAGUUGAUUAUAAAAACUUUUUUCCAGUCUCUUUAAAUUUUUAAAUUUAAAACAAUAUUAUUAAGAUAGCAGCAAUUCUGCAUAAUUUAA
This is a messenger RNA of Leptopilina boulardi, 1484 nucleotides long. RefSeq lists its product as uncharacterized. NCBI's taxonomy places the organism in Eukaryota, Metazoa, Arthropoda, Insecta, Hymenoptera, Figitidae. The coding region runs from base 1 to 861 and encodes 286 amino acids. The transcript is spliced from 4 exons. The record is from RefSeq and is a predicted model, not a curated record.